UUCUGCCUUGAAUACCAAAUUUAAGCUACAAUUGCUGUGGAGCUGGUGUUUUGCAGGUAUGCCAUACAGGGCACUUUUGUGUAGUGGUAACACUGUUUAGAAAGAAGUCAGUCUAUCGUAUGCAUCUUUUCCCCCUUUCCAUCUCUCGGGCUCCCUGUGUGAAUGCUUUGAGUAUACAUUCUGCAUGGCAUAGUACUGUACCCUCAGACUGCAGCUGUGACUCUUGCUGGCCAUGAGACUGCCAAUCAGAUUGGAGUGCAUUUCCUUCUCGGAUAAUCCACCCUCUAACCAACCCCUCACUGGUUGUGUUUCGUGGUGCUUUCGCUUGAACCCAGAGCCUCCUGCACAGGAGUCAAGGGCUCUACUGCUGAGAUUCAUUUUGGUCUCAACAAGUGCUUUAUAACUUUUUAAGUGGACUUAUUCUGUAGUAAAAUGAAAAAUUGUAUGUAAAUAAGAUAAACAACCUUCAGAGAAACCAGUGUCUUAAUUUUUCAUAUAAAAUGUGAUUAACUGUGAUUAUGUUUUUAUUGAAGAGGGGUGUAGGAAGAUUAAAAUUUCACACAGACCAGCAGAACGCAUGCUGAGGUGAUUAGCAUACUGCACAUACUAAGCCAGAAGAGAUUCCCCCCCCCCCUUCCUAUUAGGGAAGAGCCUAGUACACUGGUACAGGUGUAUCACUGCGGCUAUUUUGGGUGUUUUUCUUAAGUUGGAAAGGAUGCUUAUGGUAGUUUUGAGCUUUGAGUAUGAGCAUGCCCAUGUACGCUGAGACACUCUGAUCUCUUCCUUACCUGCCCAGUUUUUACCAGAACAGUGGGAAGGUCUCAUUAACUGUACUUUAGAGAGUUCAUUGACACUGUAUGUACUGGUGGGAGACCUCGGGGUCUUUGGCCAGUUGUUUGCCUCUCAUGAACCCCCCUUCUCUUGGUCAUAUUUCUUCUACCUUGCUCUCUCCAGAGUAAGAGAUUGCUAGCAAUGUCGACGAUAUUAUGUGACAUCAUCAUCACAUCCUGACGCACAGUCCUUGUUCAUUUCUUUUCACUGCUUUUCACCUAGACAGUUGAUAAUUUCUCACGGAGAGGUGGCUUCUCAUAUAAUCUGAAAACAACACGUUUAUUCAUUAUGGACACUCAAGGUGGUAUAGUCCCAGUUUGGAUGUUUUAGGUGAUGUUUGCAUUGUUUGUAUUUUUAUGAAGAAAUUGAGAAUAUGCAUUUGAAAUUUAAUAAAUCUUGCCGCCCUAGCAUGUCCUUUAUGUACAUUGUUUAGGGAGUUUUCCUUUUUCUCAGUGUGAAGUAAAAAAAAAAAAAAAAUCCAGUGUUUCUCAACUGUAUUGCUAUUCCUAUUUAGGUAUUUUAUCUAGGUGAGUAUUUAUUUUUCUGUGAAAUAAGUUAAAGAUCAAACCAGGAAAAGUUUUACCAUUUAAAAUGUAAAUGAAGAUUAUAUUCAAUAAAAAAGAUAAAUAUCGAUUAUUAUCAUUCCCCACAUAUUUUUCUGAAUACUUUCCUUUGCUGGUCGUUCUUUCUUUGAGAUUUAUUCAUAUUGUUUUUGUGCCAUGUUUCUUUGUAUAUGUGGUGCUGAUUUUAUGCUGACAUUUCUCUACUUAGCCAUCUGAUUUUCUUAAUUAUUAAGUCUUUAUAAAAGUUAUUUGUGGGUAGUAAGCAUAGUGUUUCUUGGCAAAUAUUUUAACUUGUUUUGUAUAUUUUUGUCCUUAUCCUUUCAUGCAGAUUUUAGAAUGACCCUUAGAAGAUUUCUCUGAUAUUUUGCAUGUAGUUUGUGUAUUAAUUGACAAAUUGACAUCUUCAUUUUAUUGAAUGUUCCCCUUCAGAAUAUCACAUACAUCCUAAAUUAAUAGAGAGAUAAACUAAAAAAGGGGGGAAAGAAUCCUUAAAUAGACCAACUCAUAUAUGUGAAAGUGAAUUUUUGGUGAAUGAAGAAGACAGGGUUUUCUCCAUACAAUCACGGAACAAUUCUUGCCAUGUGAGCAGAAGGAUCUUCAUAUAAUUGUAUGCCACAUACAAAAGAAUCCGGAAUAGGUCAUAGAUAUGCAAGUUAAGCCUUUAAAAUCUCUAGAGAAGAACACAGGAGAAAAAUCUUCUGAUCUUGAAUUUGAAAAGAUGGGACACCAAAAUGUGGUCCUCAAGUGAAUGAAUUGGCUGAUCCUGGGUCUGUGAGAUGGAGAGUGAUUAUAGAGAGAUGCUGUUGUUGACCGGCCUGGACCACAUCACAGACGAGGAACUGAAACGGUUCAAGUACUUUGCCUUGACUGAGUUUAAGAUUUCCAGGAGCACACUCAACACUGCAGACAGGACAGAGUUAGCUGACCAGCUGAUUCAGAGUGCUGGUGCAGCAUCUGCGGUGACGAAGGCCAUUAGUAUUUUCCAGAAGUUGAAUUAUAUACAUAUUGCAAAUGCUCUUGAAGAGAAAAAGAAAGAAGCUGAAAGUAAAUACAUGACAAAUGCAAAGAAGAGAGGACCACAGAAAGUAGAAAACAGAAGUAAAGCUGAAAAAUGUUCUGUUGCCUCUGCCACCUGCAAUGACAAAGACUUCAAGGAACCUUCUGCUACAGGAGUCUGUCCUCAAGCUAAGCCUCAGACGAAACAGAUGGUGGUGGCAGAACAGGAAGCCAUCGGAGAAGAUUUGCAGAGGGAGCCACUUGCAGUCAUGGUGCUGAAAGCUAUAAAUCCCUUUGAGUGUGAGACCCAGGAAGGAAGACAAGAGAUAUUCCAUGCAACGGUGGCCACAAAGACAGACUUUUUCUUUGUCAAAGUUUUAAAUGCACAGUUUAAAGAUAAAUUUAUCCCAAAGAGAACAAUUAAAAUAUCAAACUACCUUUGGCGCAGUAACUUCAUGGAGGUCACCAGCUCCUCAGUUGUGGUUGAUGCUGAAUCUAACCAUGAAGUCCGUGUCCCAAAUAACAUUAUUAAGAGAGCUGGAAAAACUCCCAAGAUUAAUAAACUGAAAAUUCAGCCAUGUGGAACAAUUGUGAAUGGGCUGUUUAAAGUCCAGAAGAUAACAGAGCAAGAAGAUAGAGUACUAUAUGGCAUCCAUGAUGGAACAGGGACCAUGGAGGUGUUGGUGCUUGGAAACCAGAGCAAAAAGAAAUGCGAGGAAGGAGACAAGAUUAGACUCACAUUCUUUGAGGUGUCAAAAAGUGGAGAGAAAAUUCAGUUGAAAUCUGGACCUUGUAGCUUCUUUAAGGUUAUUAAGGCUGCAAAGCCAAAAACUGAGAUGAAGAGUGUGAAGUCAACUCAUAUAAAAAGUGUUUUCCUGAAGAAACCUAAUGCUGCUUCUUGAACCAGACUGAGUUACCUGAGGAUGAUAGUUUACAGCCUUAUCUUCUGAUUAUAUUAGCUAGGAAAGAACAAACACUCAAAAAACAACUGGAAAAAUGUAUGUAAACUUAUUAUUAAUUAAAUUAUUGCUUUGUCUAAGGGUUGGUAUAUUUGUUCUCUGCAUAGUAGUUGAAGGUAUGAAUACAGCAGGAUUAGAGUUAUGACAGAUGUGUCUGGUAGGAGAGAAGCCUGCUGUUGAGAGAGAAGAAGGUUGGUGAUAUAUUUUUUUUAAUAUAAUUUUUUAAAUUUUCUUUUGGGGAGGAGGUUACAAGGGUGGGAGGGUGGCUAGGGAGUACUAAGAGAUUGGAGUACAUUAUGUGACAUUCCCAAAGACUCAAUAAAAGAAUUAUGCUUUUUUAAAAAAGAAAGAUGGUUGAAAAAUAAACAAACAAACAAACAAACAAACAAAUAUGAUUUUACUCAGGAUUCAAAAAGUUGCAAAAAGUUUGUGGCUGUUCUAUUUUUAUUACGUAUUCUAUUUUUGAUAUUAUAAGAUAACAAUACUAUUUCCCUCUUUCCUUUCUUCCCUCUAAACCCUGCCAUGCACCAUUCCUUGCUUUCUUUCAAGUGCAUGGCUUUCUUUUUCAUUAAUCAUUGCUAUAAGCAUAUAUGCAUAUCUUCAUACAUACACAAAUACAAUUGGUUCAAUCUAUACAAUGUUGCUUGUAUGUAUAUUUUCAGGAAUAAUCAUUUGCUAUUUAAUAACUAAUUGGUGUGCUCUUUCCCAGGAUAGCAGUUCUUCCAAUAAAAGAAAUGUUAGAUCAUUUGCAAAGAUCACAUCAUUUUUUUAGAUUCAAUCCAGAGAGCUGAUGUUGCAGUACAAACACAUGAGUAAAACCUAAGGAAAGACAAACAUCUUCAGAGAGUGAGGAGAUGGAAACAUUUUCUACCUGGGGCAGGUAGUGCAUACUAGACAACCCACAAAUUAUGAUUAAGUUAAAAUGCUAACAAAUUACCGAAGGUUGAGCUUAGUGCCCUGAGCAUGAGAUCCUCAGAGAAGCACAGUCAUAAGGAGAGCUUAUACCCACUUCCAGACACUAUCCUUGGUGGGCAUGAGAAAGUCUAGGCAUAGUCAUGGCAAAGAUGAGCUACUGUGGGAAAGGCUUGAAGGUCUCCCUUGAUCUUCUCAUAUACGAGGAAAUUCCUCUAGUGUUGCAGGAUAUUUGAUCAGACAGUGAACCCCACAAUUGUGUUGUUUACUGGAAAAAUCUGUUACUAGUUGUGUGGCUCAAUCUUAGCACUCACCUAAAUCCUUCUGACUGGAAUACAGAUAUGCACUUUGUAUACAACUUUAAUCCCAAACAAUGAAGGUAAAGUUAAUUUGUAGAAGGAAGCACCCAUGUUUGAAAGAUGUCUAACUGAGUGGCAGACAAAGGGACAAAUCAGAAAAAGAUUUGACAGAAUAUGAUUGCCCAGGUCUCAUGAGAAGAGAGAGGAAAGGGGCGGCACUUGAGGAGCAGUACAGAGAGGUGGGGUGGGGGAGGGCAGUUUUAACAGGUCAGUUGUACAGAAACAAGCUAGACACAAAUGAAGACAGACAGAACAAGAGAAUGAGAAAUUGUCAGAAGUUUAGAACAUAUUGCCAGAGUUAAUCUGAGCCCAAGUAGAGAAAUUAAGGAGAAGCUGAGAGAAGCCGUAUUGAAUCAGAGUGGAGAGGAGUUUUCAGUAUGGAGGCUUCUAGGACUAGGCCUAGGUUAGUAGACAGAGGCAAUAAGCCUCCAACAUGACAAUUCCAUCUUGUGAAUAAACGUUACUCUUACAUGUUGCAAGAUAUUUCCUAUCCAUUCACACUGAGGCAGUGAGAGGCCAGUGAUUGGAGGGGAAAAAGGAGGGGGAGCGAAGGAGGGAGAGUCUCAGUGGACCCCAGGAGCUGAGCAGAGAGGAAGAUGCGGAGAUCCAGAUGGCUUCAGACGUAUUUCUGGUGUUUUGGAGAGGUUAGAAAUAUUGGGAUAAGACUUUAUCAUUGUAAAUUGGCAUUAUGAAACUGGGAGUUUCUUACACAUAUAUAUAUUUGGUUAACUAUUCAAGUUUAAGAGUCAUGCUUCACGGGAUACUUGGAAGGAGUGGGUGCUGGGCAGAAGCGUGAGACUCCCACCGUUUACAGUGUCUAUGGCAGAGAGGAAACACAGCUGGGAUGCUGUGAGAGCUAGCUAGAAGAGAUAGUCGCAGCAGCAACAGUGAGAGCCAUCCAGAGUGAGAUCCACAGGGACUUGGUGCAGAGGCCUGGGGGGCAGUACUCUUUCUUAAUUAUUACCUACUACACUUACAAUCUAGGGGAGAAGAAACAACACUUUACUCUUCUUCAUGGCAUAGAGACCUUUUAUGGUUUGUAUAUGCUUAGCCCAGGGAGUGGCACUAUUAGAAGAUGUGGCCUUGUUGGAGCAUCACUGUGGGUGUGGGCUUUAAGACACUCAUCCUAGAUGCCUGGAAGCCAGUAUUCUGCUAGUAGCCUUCAGCUCCUCCUGCACCAUACCUGCCUGGAUGCUGACAAGCUCCCACCUUGAUAAUAAUGGACUGAACCUCUGAACCUGUAAGCCAUCCCCAAUUAAAAGUUGUUCUUAUAAGA
Apodemus sylvaticus (European woodmouse) is the source of this 5896-nucleotide messenger RNA. It is a transcript of the gene Aim2, whose product is annotated as absent in melanoma 2. The coding region runs from base 2171 to 3292 and encodes 373 amino acids. Gene Ontology annotation, molecular function: double-stranded DNA binding. NCBI's taxonomy places the organism in Eukaryota, Metazoa, Chordata, Mammalia, Rodentia, Muridae. The record is from RefSeq and is a predicted model, not a curated record. Gene Ontology annotation, biological process: cellular response to interferon-beta; activation of innate immune response. Gene Ontology annotation, cellular component: AIM2 inflammasome complex. The transcript is spliced from 6 exons.